Salvia hispanica is the source of this 3813-nucleotide messenger RNA. Its product is annotated as protein ARABIDILLO 1-like. The record is from RefSeq and is a predicted model, not a curated record. Gene Ontology annotation, molecular function: protein binding. Lineage: Eukaryota; Viridiplantae; Streptophyta; Magnoliopsida; Lamiales; Lamiaceae.
GCCAAUUUGAUUCCUUCCUAUAUAGCUCUGCCGGUGUGGGUGAGAUAGAAAGAGAGGACUGGGCGAGUGGCAUGAGCUCUGGCUUUGCUUUUUCUCACAUCUUUGGCUUACUCAAUUGAAUUCUCUUCAAAGCCUUUCUUAUCUCUCUAUCUGGAGGUUACAACUUACAAAGAUACCUUCACAUGGAAGCAUAAGCAUCAUCGGUGAAAGGAUUUAUAAAAAGGACACAGCUUGUGUGCCCAUCGCCAUAUCUGCAUUCUCUCUUGAAGGUGGUCAAAACCAUUGGAUUCAAUUUCAAGAGCCAAAGACUGGAGAUUUCAGGGCUUACCGUAAGGCCCAGAAGGCUACCAACACUUGGGAUUGAGGAUUAGGGUUUUUGGAGGGUAUAGGGCAUUCCUGUUGGGAUAAUUCUUGGAAGCUUUACUGGUUUUGAGUUUUGGGUUUUGUGAUUGGGAUGCUUUUCAAGUCUGGGUAUCUGUUUGCUCAUUAGUGGUCCUUGAAAGAUCGAGUCUUGAAUGUGCAUAUAGGUACAUGGUUCGUUUGUUCAUUGGUGUUGUUUGACCUCAUUUGGGUAGGGUUUUGGUUGUUUGUGGUUUGGGAAAUUGUUAGGGUUCAUCACAUCACUGCAGUUAGUGAAGAGAAAAGUGAGUUGCUUUCUGCAUUGUUAACCUGGUAGAUAUUAAGGAGCACUAGAUAAGUUAGGGCGUGUCCUUUUGUACAUCAUCAUUGGCCAUCACAAGUAGUGGUUUAGAGUCUGAUCGAAUGAGGAGUAGGAGAGUGAGGGGGAGGGUUGUAAGGAGGGGGAAAGAGAAACUGGAUUGCCCUGACAUCGAUGGGAAUUUGAGUUUGGAUGAAGGGAUGCUUGAUUGGACAAGCCUACCUGAUGAUACAGCGAUCCAGGUUUUCUCAUGUCUGAGCCACAGGGACCGAGCUAGCUUGUCAUCUACCUGUCGGGCGUGGAGGGCCAUAGGUAAAUCUCCAUGUUUGUGGAAGGCAUUGGAUCUCCGGCAUCACAACUGUGAUACUGCAGUUGUUACAUCGCUUGCCAGUCGAUGUGAAAGUCUCCAUAAAGUCCGGUUCCGUGGUUCUGAAGCUGCUGUUGAUAUCAUCCAACUUAAAGCUAAGAAUUUGCGUGAGAUUAGUGGUGACUGUUGCAGAAAAAUGACCGAUGUUGUAUUUUCUGUGCUUGUAGCUCGCCAUACAGCACUAGAAAGCCUUACUAUUGGGCCAGAUUUCUGUGAAGGUAUCAGCAGCGAUGCUAUUUAUGUACUUGCAAUUUGCUGUCCAAAACUGCGGAAGCUUCGGCUCUCAGGCUUCCAUGAAGUGGAUGCGAGAGCAAUCAAUGCUCUGGCACAGCAUUGCCCAAAUUUGGCAGAUGUGGGGUUCAUUGACUGCCGAAGAGUUGAUGAAACGGCCCUCGGAAAUGUCACAUCUCUUAGCUUCCUCUCAGUCGCAGGGACAACAAAUAUAAAAUGGAAUUUGGUCUCACAACAGUGGACUAAACUUCCAAACCUAAUAGCUUUAGAUGUUUCUAGAACAAAUAUUGCACCAGUUACUGUUACUAGCCUUUUUACAUCCUCGUGUAGUUUAAAGGCCUUGUGCGCCUUGAACUGCCCAUCACUUGAGCAGGAUGCCAGUUUUGCCACCAAUAACUAUCACCAAGGCAAAGUGCUAUUGGCUAUCUUCACCGACAUUCUCAGAGGGGCAGCUAGCCUUUUUGUUGAUAUGCCAAAGAAUGAUCAGAAUGUUUUCCUUGAUUGGAGAAAUACCAAGGACAGGAAAACCAAUGAGAUUUUGAAUUGGUUAGAAUGGAUCAUUUCCAAUUCACUUCUACGUGUUUCUGAAAUUAACCCAGGCGGCUUGGAUAACUUCUGGUUAAAUCAAGGCGCAAGUUUGUUGAUUAAUUUCCUCCAGAGUCCGCAAGAGGAAGUUCAAGAAAGAGCAGCUAUGGCACUUGCGACUUUCGUUGUAAUUGACGAAGAAAAUGCUAGUAUCCACACUGGAAGAGCUGAAGCAGUUAUACGAUAUGGUGGGAUACGUCUUCUUCUGAACCUUGCCAAUUCAUGGAAGGAAGGACUUCAAGCAGAGGCUGCUAAGGCCAUAGCAAACUUAUCAGUGAAUGCUAAUGUAGCGAAAGCCGUGGCUGAUGAAGAAGGCAUCAACAUUCUUGUAAACCUUGCUAGGUCGGCGAACAGAUUUGUUGCUGAAGAGGCUGUUGGAGGACUAUGGAACCUUUCUGUCGGCGAAGAUCACAAGGGUUCAUUUGCUGAAGCUGGCCGUGUAAAAGCUUUGCUCGACCUUAUCAUUAAAUGGUCAAGGUCUAUUGGCGGUGAAGGAGUGACGGAGCGUGCUGCUGGUGCAUUAGCAAAUUUGGCUGCAGAUGAAAAUUGCAGCAUGGCAAUAGCUUCAGUUGGCGGUCUGCAUGCCUUAGCCACACUAGCUCGCACAAGCAAAGUUGAUGGUGUGCUAGAGCAGGCUGCUCGGGCACUAGCAAACUUGGCUGCUCAUGGAGAGAGCAAUAAUAGUAGUAUUGCAGUAGGAAGUGAGGCUGGAGCUCUUGAAGCCCUUGUGGAACUUACUCGUUCCGCUCAUAAUGGUGUUAGGCAAGAAGCUGCUGGUGCGUUGUGGAAUUUAUCCUUUGAUGAUAGAAACCGAGAAGGAAUUGCAGCAGCCGGUGGAGUGGAGGCAUUGGUGGCUCUAGCAAGUUUCGGCGCAAAUGCCUCCCAAAGCCUUCAGGAGAGAGUUGCUGGUGCCCUUUGGGGACUGUCUGUGUCAGAAACAAAUAGCAUUGCUAUUGGGCAAGAAGGAGGUGUGGCGCCACUACUUUUAUUGGCACAGUCUGCUGCUGAGGAUGUACACGAGACUGCUGUAGGAGCUAUAUGGAAUCUUGCUUUCAACCCUGGAAAUGCACUCCGCAUUGUAGAUGAAGGCGGAGUUUUUAUCCUAAUUCAUAUAUGUACUACUUCUGCAUCAAAAAUGGCACGCUUCAUGUCGUCAUUGGCACUCGCGUACAUGUUUGAUGGGAGAAUGCACAAAAUUGCACUGGAAGGAACAUCGGCUGGGGGCACUUCCAAGAUUAUAAAGCUUGAUAAUCUCAGAAAAUUGGCUUUCAAAUGCAUCGACGAAUUUGUCAUGUCUUUUUCUAAUCCUCAAGCAUUUGCUGCUGCUGCUUCUUCAUCGGCCCCUACAGCACUUGUGCAAGUAAUGGAAGCUGUUAGCAUUGAAGAAGCCGGUCAACUCAGAUGCAGCGGAGCUGAGAUUGGAAGGUUUGUUUCUAUGCUACGAAAUCCGGCUCCUACACUAAAAGGAUGUGCUGCAUUUGCUCUUCUCCAGUUUACAAUCAUUGGAGGCCGGCAUUCUCCCCUUCAUGCGAAACUCCUCCAGGACACUGCAUCUCAACGGCUGCUGCGUGCAGCAGCAGCGGCAGCAAGCGCUCCACCUGAAGCCAAAAUCUUUGCUCGCAUUGUCCUUAGAAACGUCGAGCAACAACAGGUGGGGUCUUCUUCUAUCUGAGGAGCAUCAAUCAGCGUGCAACGCGUGGGUCUGUGUACAAUGUCCCACCUUCUUGAAUGUAGAAUAGAGCCUUGAGAACAAUGAGGAAUAUACAUUUUUUGCUGUUUAAAUAAAUCUCUUCAUAGCUUUCCUACAUAAUUAAGGCCUCUAACAUAGAUUUUGGGUGCCUUUUCUUUUUGUAUAUCUCUUUGUAAUCUUGUUAUGCUUUUAGCUAUUAAUUAGCUAUAGCUACUCUGUUGGCCUUCACUUUUUGGUUAUUUUGAGGAUAUAAAGAUGGGCCAUCAAUAUUCCGCAGACCAA